Messenger RNA from Dicrocoelium dendriticum, 6340 nucleotides. The record is from the annotation of a GenBank genome assembly. NCBI's taxonomy places the organism in Eukaryota, Metazoa, Platyhelminthes, Trematoda, Plagiorchiida, Dicrocoeliidae.
GACAGAAUGAAAGAUAUCUGGCUGUCCAUCUGACCAAAAAAACCAUGUGACAUAAUCAUUGAUCGACCACGGGUUAGCCAAUCGGUUUUAAAUAAAGAUUCCAGGCUCGCAAACAAGGCGUGCCAGUGUUGGGAACAGAGAAAUUAGCAUGGAAUAUGGACUACGGUGACAUUCCAAAGGGGAAGCGGUUGACUGAAUGGAACCAAAGAAGGAGUCCAACAUAGGCCAGCAAAUGGCACAUGGGCGACGCAACGCUUCUCUCAUGUCAUGGACGAAAAACUUGACCCAAAACAGUCUACACGUAGAACUAAUCCAUGGUCGGAUGCACAUUGGAAGACACAGAGACCUAUUUGUUCCCACAUUUCAAAGACAACGGGCAAAUGCUGCGGAUCAGAACGUAGAUAGCGAAUGUUUCGCCAUAACUUCGCGAUAUGCAGACGUUUGCAACUACCGAUACGUGUAUAAUGAGGAGCUGAAAACGAGUUGCUACGAACCGACUGUAUCCUUCCCUAUUUCAUGCCUAAUUGGUCAACCGGCACUAGCUUGCUCUCCGACGGAGUCGCACACGGACGGUGCAAAGAUGGUACUGGUUCCAGACACAUCACAAUCGAAUGAAUUGAAAGAGCACAUUCAGAUUACCAUUAAAGAGGAACAGUCUCGUACGAACGCUGGUCUCAGCGAUCGCAACGGUGCUGGAGAAUGGCGCACUUCCCGUUCACCUAAAACUGAUGUCAGCCAUAAGUUAAUGAACACGGAUGUAGCGUGCGAACACGACGCGACGAGAUACAGUGCGAACAAAACAGAGUGUAAACACCCAUUAUCAGAUAAAAACUCACCGGAUGACCACAUAUUGAGCAGCGAGUCGGACGAAGUUCAGCGGUGGAAGCCGGGUGAUGCUAUACUUAAGGAAGGCGAUUACACUCGUGCGGAGGUGAAAUCGGAGCAGCAGCUUGAUAACCUAUCUUGGCGGUUUAAAACUGAAGUAGCGAUCGAGCAGGCUCAGUUUCGCUUCCACAUGAAACAAGCAAGCGGAAAGAUGGAAAGCACGUGUCCAGAAAGUGCAGCCCAUCAAACCACUGAUGGAUUGCAGGUACAUGACACGAUCCAGAUCGAGUGUCAGUAUACACAUGUGGAGGAUGAAACGGAACGUUUAGAAGAAGCAAAGGAUGAUGUACGGCCGACCGUGGUGGUUAGUCAGGUAAUUCCCACCACAAUGCAUGAUGACCAACGGAGUGUGGAGCCAACAGACCAAAAUACCGUCAUGGAUGGAGGUCUGUCCUUCCAAAGCAACCGUAAUCCGAUGCAUGGUAGACCAAUGAGCUAUACAGAGCAUCAACGGAAGUUGGAAGAUGCAAAAAGCGCCAGAGAAAAGAUAACAUCGGAACACCAACUCAAUGUGUCAUUGGAAACGACACACGCGGUGAGCAGCGCGCCGUCAGAAGAAAGGAAAGAAGUUGAACAGAGAAGCCAGCGUAAAGAGAAUAAGAAUACGUAUCAGAUGCAUUUAAAUGCGAAAUUUAGAGUUAGGAGUGUGUACUGGACCGUACAGCGAGGAGCAGAUGGAAGGCCUGAAACGACAGAGCGGUGUUCGGUUAGGGCAAAAUAUCAUUGUGAUCUGAAGGAGUUGCCCAGUGCGUGUAGUGAAACGAGUAAUGAGGGCCCAAAGAAACCAAGCGAAAUACACGAUGAAAUGAGUGUUCAUCAAGAUAAAGGUGAAAGGGAAGCAAUGGAAAUCGGCGACGACAGACAACACAAUGCGACAACCCAGGCACACGAACGACAGGCACCAAAGUUACAAAAACCAGUAGAGCCCAUCAUUCUAAGCCAGCCCAUUCUACAAGCUGUCGCCAACAUAUGUGUGUUUAAUUCCGGUCUGACUGAUACGCUGAGUUCAUCUAUACGUCUGAUUGAUACAUCAGCCGUAGCAUCGGAGCCAAUAGCAUCCCCACAGGAGGGACACACGCCGGUGCACACACCUGACAACGCAUACACCACCCAGUUAACCGGGUCGUCCUUAGCAUUCCAGAUGCCGUGUGGGACUCCCUCUGGAGCACUUAGCCCGGUUUGGAAUUGGUCGAGUCAAGAUAGGGAAGACUCGAACGAAGUGCUCAGAGAAAGCCCCAGUCCCGUUUACUCAUCUUUCACCAAAAAUCAAGUAACAGACUGGGCUCUGCAUAACCCUAGUUCGUCUGGUGGCAACAACCCUAGCCCAGACCAUGUUACCCGACUCGACCAAUCAUCUGUGACGAAAAGACAACUAGCGUCUGACAGGAUAACACCCGAACCGAUUCAGACAAGCUGGAACACAAUUAGUCAACACAUCGAAGUCGGCCUUCCCAAGGAGCAGUACGCGGUAAGGACUACCGUAGGAGAACGAGAGCCCGUGGACUCCGAUGCAUUCAGUGUGUUGCGUACGCACAUCGACCAGGGAACAAAGCAACACAAAGUGACGAUAAUGCAACAUAUUAUUCCUACCGAACCAGCAGGGACAAUCAAGUUUGCGCUGAGUGUUGUUCAGACCGAGCAACCCGUGUUUUCGGUCAUCGACACCGGAGUGUUGUGCAGCGAGCAGGAGCUCUCAGUGCUCAAUAAUGAGAGGAAACAGGUGUUUGAACAAAAGAAACCCAUACAAGCCGCCGCAUUGGAGCACCCCGUCCUGCAGGCUGUUAUGAAUAUUAGUGUACAUAGUUCAAAAAUAUCUGAGCCGGUAGGCUCACCCAGGGCUCCUACCGCCCAGUCCGUAGAGUCUAACUUCACAGAGCGAGUUCAGUCGCCUCUAUCGCACAAAUCGGAUGACAGCAUUUCGGCCAGGUUAACGGAGCCACCGAGUCCCACAGCAGUCACGGUUUUUCGCAUGCCACACCAAGGUGGGUUGGUAUGCCCUACAGUAAGUGAUGAGGGUGGUGCGCACUGUGACCAAGACCUUAAGUUCACAUCGGAAAAUAGGCCCCCGGAAAUAACAGACUGCGAGUGUAGUUUAUUUGCCCCAACAGGCAGGAUUCCGCUAGCUCCUGUAAUGAGGCCAUUUGAUGAUUAUACACAUAAAAUUCGUAUCAGCUAUUCUAUGACCUCACGUGCGGCCAGUCCUAGUGAACAGCCGGACUUAUGUUUCCGACAGCAAAUUAUCGGCCAGCUCAAGUUUACUCAAGGUUACCCAUCUGUCAUAAUUCAAACCAAAAGUGAUAGUGCCCUUAUUUCAUCCUCGGUGGAUAAGAACCAAGAACCCAUAUUGGAAGUGGAGCAUCCGGCGACAACUACGCAAGACGCCGAGAAACUUCAAUCAGCGCUAUCACGUGCGCAAAGAUUUUCUACCUCUAAUUUGUACAGCCCGGACUCAGAGGAAAAGACGCAUGCAAUCCCAUCCCCGGCAUUCAGCCGAACCUCGACUGCAUCCCAAAGAACACCGAAGGAGAUGGACAAUAAUUUUCCGAUAUCAGGUGGAGAAAUACAUCCAGAAACAGUGCAACCGAGUUUCGAAAAUGAAGAGCGAAAGUCAAAGCAUAGGUUCUCGUUCUUCAAAUCGCUCUCACCAGCUCGGGUGGUGACUACGAACAAAUCGGAAAGAAAGUCCAAGAGUUUAAUACCCUUAUUUCCAAGGUUGUCCAGAUCAGAAUGGUCCAGCAUUUCACUGGGCUCAAGCCCUCGUAGGACGAAGCGAAAUUUUGAGUUUGGAUCCGCAUACGAAAGAAGAAAAUGGAGCUUAGCAUCAGAAAACCCAGGUCAUGUGUCAAGGAUGCUUAGCAGAUCAACAACGAAACAGGUAUCGAUUUCUGACGCGGAUGCAAAGGGAAGGGAAGUGAAACAGCUUGUUGUGUCGGAGUUUGAGUUAUUGGAAAGUGAGCUGAAAAUUCCGGCCGGUAACCUAUGCGCUCUGCAAAAUGUUGCCACAAUGUAUGCAUCAGAAGAUGCGAUGCGCCGCCAGUCGCGUCGAUUUUCAUUGCCUCUAAAAGAAAGCAAAUCUGCGCCUACAGUAAGCGGGAGAAAGGAAAGCGUAAGCGGGGGAAAACCGGAAACAUUCGUUUCAGAAGGAAGAGGUAGUAUGUUAACCAGACGUAAUUCGAACACCUGGAGAAAGUGGAGAACGCAUAGGCCAAGUAUUGGCUCAAAGUCUGGAAAGCCAUCAAAAACGAAGAAGUAUGACACGGAGACCAGGGACCCAUGUGAACCUGAUUCAGAAUCGGAGAAAUCGGCUACAGCCGUGCAGCUUGCUGAUAAAUCAGUAGAAACCAUCAAUUCUUCAUCUGGAGAUCCGGUAAUCACGUAUUGUUCGUUAAAAUUUGAGAAUGCUGCUUUUACUUCAGUUGCCGAGUUAACAGGACCGUCGGCCUGGUACAUCACGCCGCAAGUACGUCUACAAGGGCCUCACACAACGCAAGAUGGCUGUCCAUGUUGUAGUAAAGAAAUGAGGGGACCGCAACCGUUUGCAUGGAACGGGGAAAAUAUAUGCAAAAUGCGCCCAUUAAGUCAAGAUAUUACCGUUCGCCUGUUAACCAUUCCGGAUGUGAACCAGAGGCAAGUUCAUGAAUGCGUGGAUUACAACAAUCCAAUCAGAUGCAAGCGACAAUGUGCUUCAUCGGUCGGGGAGCAACGCUGGCUCAUCGUAUGUUCGUUAUCCGACGGUGUGCUACUGGAAUGUGGAAAACUGCCAAGUGAUGCAGAAGUGCAGUGUACCAUAACCGUGGUACACGGACCUGCAACGACGGAGUACGCAACUCCAAGCGUCGAGUUUAGCUUAUGCACGCCUAAAAUGGUCACUGUUACAAAAAUCCCAGUGUUGUCCGCACAAGUUGUUUCCACUUGGAACCGUGUCCCCGGAUCGGCCGUCAGUGGCACAAAUCUGCAAAGACCGGAGUGCACGCAACUACACCCGCUGGCAAAGCAAGUGGAUAGGACUGUUCCCCUGCGUGGACAAGAUGCAGGGUUCAAGGAAACCACAUCUCUUCCACAUUUCCAUCCAAGCGCCGAUUGGGUAAACACGGUACAGAAGGAACGCCGGGGGGAAAGUAUGACCGAAUGGGGAGUACAGCAUGCGCCGAGACAUUACCGGGUAAAUGACAAACUUGAAUAUGACCAAGCGAGAGCAACGCCAAUAACAGACACUACGGGUCAAGGAUUCUCGUCUGCUUGUAUGGUCCUUACCGCCGAGUCUAGUGGCUCAUGGCUCCCAACGAAUAAAUUCAGAUGCAACCACACAGAACCAGUGGAUUUCGAAGACAUCGCGUCGAGAAGAUGGCCAACCGGAUUGGUACGUCAUGGCCUGUCAGGAGACGAACACACUAGAACAUACAUGUACCCUGAAGGCGUAUUCGAUAAAGCGGAGAUAAAGUGGAGCAAUACAGUACCAUGCGGUCCAUGCAAAGGCGUUUUUAACAGAGGACCUAUAUGUGCAUCUGAGUGGGCUGAGGCAGCACGCUGCAUAAACCAUACCGCCGGAAAUGAACAUAGUUAUUGCGAAUGCAAUUUUCAUGAGCCAGCAAGAUGGCAGCAUCGUUUAGCGGAAUGUCCACUGAACCCCAGUUCACCCGAUUAUCACAGCAGAUGUACUGCGCAACUUGACUCCAGAGCACAUUGCACGAUGUUGGAAUCGGACCGGUCACGGUGGGGAAAUACCUACCGAAUGGCGUCACAGUGCCGCCCAACACUAUCGUGUAGGUGUUCCCCAGUGCACACAAUUGGACAGAGAAGAACGCUUCCGCCGCAGACCUACUCUCCGAAAUUCGGUCCUAAUUGUGGACGCCACCGGAGUGCGUCACCUCAACUGAUCCAUCCGGAGAUGAGAAGUGCGUCACACUGCGCGGAGUUUCAUAUUACUCAAAUGCAUCAUACCUCUGGGCCCAGACACGUAGAGGUUUCGCCGUCUGGAGGAGCGAGAUGUCCGCUAGAUUCAACUUUGAGAAGAGUAGGACACAAUCCAGAAUUGCACAACUCACCGUAUCCGCACGUGAAUGAAUUCGGGUUUAAUGUGAUUUUUACUGCCCCCAAACUCUUGGAACAGGUUGCACGGGACAACGAAUGCCCCAGGUAAUAAGAAAGCGAUAACGGGUAGACUAAAUCGGACCGGAGUCGACAUUUCCGCAGCAUGCAGUCACAUUACUCGGCACACAUCGGUUGAACUGGUGGGGAUACCAUCUGGGCCGCAUUUGUGAAGGUCGUGUGGUGGCCAAUCGACGACUUGGCGACAAAGCAUGAAGAUAUUGACAAGUUACCUAGCCAUUAUCGGUGCAGCAGAUCUAUCGGCUGGGGACCAAAAAAUGAAGAAUACCAGGGGCUCACAAAGCUCGAGGCAAUGACGAGAGACGGGAUGCAGUGGAAGCAAUGUCUGUAAGUGUGUGAAGUCCCG